Messenger RNA from Polistes canadensis, 2753 nucleotides. RefSeq names its product cell wall protein IFF6-like. Gene Ontology annotation, cellular component: nucleus. The transcript is spliced from 2 exons. NCBI's taxonomy places the organism in Eukaryota, Metazoa, Arthropoda, Insecta, Hymenoptera, Vespidae. Gene Ontology annotation, molecular function: DNA-binding transcription factor activity, RNA polymerase II-specific; RNA polymerase II cis-regulatory region sequence-specific DNA binding. The record is from RefSeq and is a predicted model, not a curated record. Gene Ontology annotation, biological process: cell differentiation; regulation of transcription by RNA polymerase II. Bases 377 to 2500 code for a protein of 707 amino acids.
UUCUGCCACCAUGGUUCUACGUGGGAGUUCUCGGCGCAGCUUCCACGGUCCGCGCAUCGCCUCCUCGCCGAAGGAAAGACGUCGCUGAUCGGCCACGCCGAGUAGCAGCAGCACCAAGCAAGAAACUACUCCACUCUGAUCGUUCUGCUGCUAGUUCUCCUUUCCUGUCACCUAAAUACUUUCUAUCUAUACAGAUCAUAUAUAAUCUAUACAUACAUCUUCCCGGUGUGUUUAAGUUGUCUUUAUAGUUUUUGUGAUGGAUUCGCGUCAUCGAUAGUGUCAUCGAGUGAAAGUAAUCGUCCAAGAAGUUAACUUAUUCUUGGAUGAGAAUGAAGGAGAUCGGUUGAGAAUCAUUGGUAUUUUAGCUUUAAGGGUGAUGUGGAGGAUGCAGGAGGGUAGAAUCGUGUCGCCUCUAGGACCGGUCGUCCUGCCUAGGGAGGAGGCCGACACGCGCGUUCCACUUUCGAUGCCUUCGCAGGAAAGGAGGCACGUGUUGCUGCACGUACGCACUGCCGAUCCUUUCCUACGUUACGAAAACAACAUCAGGACGCAGCAAACUAACACGACUAAUCAACAGCAAGUAUCGUCAUCCUCGCCACCACCCCAUCAACAACAACAACAACAACCACCACCCAGUUCGUUGUCGAGUCCUAGCGUGACAACGAUUUCACCGAUCUUGAGGGCCGUCGCGAGAACGAACGACGAUUUGGAAGGGUCGAGGAUUAGGGAUAGGAAGAACGACGUUGAUAUGGAGAUGGAGGAUGAGGACGAGGAGGAAGAAGAAGAACGGAAGGAACGUGAUGCGGACGAGGAUGACGACGACGAGGACAUGGACGACGAGAGAAAGACGAUAGAAAGGAGAAACAGGAGCAUGGGGGACGAAGAGGAAGAUGAAGAGGAACAAGAAGAGGAAGACGAGGAGGACAGCAGAGAAAACAGGGACGAGGAGGAUGUCGAAGUUGACGUUUGCAGAGAAGAAAGUCCGGAAAGUAAUCCAAGUAGUCCGGUCGACUUAACGGCACCCUCGUCAAGGGGUACCGAUCAACAACUCUUCCUUAAUCCCUUCGGAACCCGUAUGACGCACACUUUUUCUUGCGUUCAAGGAACUGGACCACCAGUUGGUGGUGGUGGUGGUGGUGGACACUUAGGUGGAGUACAAACGGCACCGCACAACGCGCCGCCGUCGGUCUACAUUUCCGGACACGUAGCUACUGGUUCCGCGGUUAUGACCAUUUGUUCCGGCGGUAACGGAAGUUCGCGAACCACGACUGGAAAUAUAACGAGCACUACGGCAACUAACACCGUACCACCCACCACUAAGAGGUGCUUAGCAUUCUCCGUUGAAAACAUACUAGAUCCAAACAAGUUCACCGGCGGACGCGUUAUCCACAAUCGGGUGCAACAUCGACGUCAUCGUCGAUCCGGCAGCGUACACGAAGAUGGAGACUCCCGAGGCGAGUUUGCCUCUGGCAGUGGUCAAGAGGACGAAGAAGGAGCCGUCGAAACUGCGAUGGAGGAAACUGAGGAGGACGUGGAGGAGGACGACGAGGAGGAGGAUAUAGAAAUGAGAGUAGUGGUCGAUCGUGACCCCUCUAACGUAACUCGUGAUCUCGGAAAUCAGCCCUCAAUUGGUUCUAAUAAUAACAACAACAACAACAAUAAUAACAACAACAAUAAUAACAAUAACGGUGCAUCGAAUGGUUGCAAGAAGAGACAAUCCUCUUCCUCGUCCUCCUCAUCGUCUAGCGGCGUUCAAAUACAGAACUGUCAGAGUCAAAAUGGUCAAGAACAGAACUCUCAAAACGGUUCGAGUAAUAGUGGGGGUGGUAGUGGGGGUGGUAGUGGUGGUGGUAGUGGUAGUGGUGGUGGUGGUAACAACGGUGGUGGUAGUACAGGUGGUAAACCAAGAAGAGCUAGGACUGCUUUCACUUACGAACAACUGGUAGCAUUGGAGAACAAAUUUAAGACUACGAGAUAUUUGUCGGUAUGCGAACGCCUAAAUCUUGCAUUAUCUUUAUCCCUGACGGAAACUCAGGUUAAGAUUUGGUUCCAAAAUCGACGGACCAAGUGGAAGAAACAAAACCCGGGAUUGGACGUUAACAGUCCAACUGUACCAACUACCCCACCGCAUCCGUCACCUUACGCGCCAGCUUUCCUAUUCGCAACGCAUCCUCAUCAACAUCCUUUACCACAUUCUCACGCGCAUCCUCAUCCUCAUUCGCACGCACACGUUCAUCAUCCGUCGGCAGUGGCACCUCCACCACCUGGUUAUUAUCAUCAUCCGGCAGCACCACCAACGGCCUAUGCUCCACCCGGAACAACCUUCUUCGGACACCACCUUCCUACGACGCCUACAGCCGCCACAGUUUCUGCAUCUGCAUCAGCAGCAGCAGCAGCAGUUGCAGCAACUUCGUCUCCUUCCUCGACCUCGGUCUUGGCCCUAUCAUCUCACACCCAUACUCACGCACAUCCACACCCGCACGCGCAUCCGCACGCGUAGCGAACUCGAAAAUCCUCUUCCUCGAUCGAAUCUUAUUCUUCUUAGGCUUCUUUUAUCGUUGCGAUAGAAGACCAAUUUUAUCACCUUUGUAAUAUAUUCCAUUUGUUUCAUUGAAUGAAGGAAAAGUAAAGAUAGAGAGAGAGAGAGAGAGAGAGAGAAAGAGUUAAACAGUUACAAAGUUACAGUUAAAAAGUGAGGAGUUUCAUGAUGAAACGUAUUGUUAUUUGAUUGCUUUAUUUGUUUCUUUCUAAAA